Messenger RNA from Prunus armeniaca (apricot), 441 nucleotides. The record is from the annotation of a GenBank genome assembly. NCBI's taxonomy places the organism in Eukaryota, Viridiplantae, Streptophyta, Magnoliopsida, Rosales, Rosaceae.
AUGGCGGGAGGUUUUUUUCGUAUCAAGAGUGUGUUGGGGAGGCCGGGGAAGGCGGAUUGGAUCGAGAGGCGAUGCCUAUGCCUCUUCUUUAUCGAUAGGAUUCCCAUCAUUUGCAGUCUCCGGCGAAGGAGACAAGAGCGAGGCACCGAACAUGUUCUAUCACCUUCGGUGUCUCCAUCCGUCAUUAGUAAUCUCAAUCCGCUUUUCCUAUUCACUAGCACACUGCGCGCUACAACCUGCAGCCCCUUUACUAGUAAGAUAGGUUUGGAACCCUAUACAAGGGGCUGCUUGCUGCUCGCCCCUAUCUCUAAAGGGGCUUAUGCACUCCACUCGUUACCACUAAAUGACGAAGCCAGGAGCGGAAGGAGGGACUUGAACCCUCAACCUCAGCCUUGGCAAGGCUAUGCUCUACCAUUAAGCUAUUUCCGCCAGCUACGGUAG